GGGCUUUUUAGCUAUAAUCAAUCUAAAUGGAGGGUGAGAGUAGACGAUAAACAUGAUGUCUGGUUGGAUGAUUUUAUUAUUUUAAUAUAAUGGACGUUUGUUAAGGUGUAAAGUAAUCAUUUUAUAUGCAAAGUGUAGGGAUGCAAACAAUUUACACCAUUUGGUAUGAGAGCAUCUUUAGUGGGCCUUUCUAUUCCUAAGAAUGCAUUGCCACCUAAAAUAAAAUUGAGGGCAAGUAAAAAAACAGUCUCCAAUGGAACAAUCGAUUUGCCCCUUGCUGAUGAGCUGGAACGGGAGAUAACCCACGCCUUCUAUUUCUCCAUGGACUUUCAGCAAGCCCGUCCCACGCUUGACUCAGCAAAAAUUUCAUCUCCCGCGCCGCAAGUUGUUAGCGGGAAGUGAAAAAAUAUCCGCCAAAUCUCAAAAUUGAAGGCCAUAAAAGGCUCCUCUAAUUUGAUUUCCGCUAUUUCUUCUUGGUUGCUACUUCACAUCUGCUAUUCUUUGCAUCUGCUAACUCAUCACUCAGAAGUUUUCCAGAUGGAGACAACAUCGCAACCAUUUGCUUAUCAUGAACAUAUUCAGAAAGACGCUGAAAUAACUGAUCUCACUUCUGAGCAUGGCAGCGCUUCACAGAUUAACUCACAGUCACCAAUGUUCUCAUCUAUCCCAUUCGGUCCACCAAACAUGACUUUUAAUCCUAAUUUUAUGAUGCAUCCUUCAUUUCCUCGUGGUCACUCACCCUUUGGGUAUGGAUUUCCUUUUCAAGAUCUUUCAAACCCUUCUACUGUUCCAUUGGAGAGUCAUGUUGCUAAAAUGAGCAGAGCACCAGAAAAAAGUAACAAGCGCGUACAAAAUACGAGUAUCUCUCAGACAGUAGGAGGCAACAAAAACUGGAGCAAGGAUGAAGAUGUAGCACUAACAAGGGCAUGGCUAUAUAUUUCUGUUGAUGCUGAUGUUGGUAACAACCAAAAAAUUGCUAAUAUGUGGAAUCGUAUCUUCCAUGUUUGGAGGGAGAAUAUGGGAACUUAUGAUGAGUCUCGCACAACAAAUGCCUUACAAGCUCGUUGGGCUAAGAUCGUAGUUGCAGUGAAUAAAUUUCAUGCUUUAUAUGAACGACUACAAAGGCAGCCAAAGAGUGGAGCAAGCCAGGAAGAUAUGAGGCGAGAGGCAAUGCACAUGUACGAAGAUAUUAAUAAUGGCCAGUCUUUCAAGUAUGAACAUUGUUGGGAUAUCAUGAAAAUAAAUUCCAAAUGGUGUGUAAAGGAGGUUACUAGGACCAAAGAUAUCUCCAAGCAAAAAGCUACCAAUGCAAGUGGUGAUACCCGAGUACCAACUCAACCAGGGAGUUCAGGUAAUGCAGGUGAAAACUGUACCAAUGUAGAUGGUAAUGCUGGUGGUAAAUGCAAUGAUAUUGAACGCCCUGAAGGAAGAAAGGCUACUAAAGAAAAAAAGAGGAGGUUGAAUGAUGAAAAAUGUGUAGUUGAUGUUUUGAAUAAGAUGCAAACUACAAUGGAAAAACAGAUUUGUAUUAGUCAGGAGGAGCUCAAGAUGAAGAGGGAAAAGGACUUAAAAGACUUUGAGUUACGAGAAAAGAUAAUGGAAAAAGAGUUGGAGCUAAAAGAACAUGCUCAGAAAUCGAAGGAGAAGGAUCAACAGUUAAAGGAGAAGGAUCAACAGUUAAAAGAGGCUGCUCAAAAGUUUAAGGAGAAAACUCAAAAGAGAAUUGAACAAGAGCGUAUUUUGAAUCAAGAUGUCACCAAACUUCCCGUAAGCAUUAGGCAGACAUUUGAGAUGUAUCAAUCUCAAAUUAUAAAGGAAUGGGAAAAUGAUGGACUUUUUGGUGUGAAUCACAGUUAAAGAAGCUCAAGUCUUGAGGAAGCUAAAUAGUAAUACUUGUUGGAAGACUAGUUGUUUAUUAUUUGUGAGUUUGUGUUUGGUUUGCUAGUUUGGAACAAUUCUUGUUAUUGUUUACAUAUACUUUAGGUUCUCUUUUACAACUUAUUGUAGCUCUCUUUUAAACCAGAUUGCUGGUUUUAAAAUA
Messenger RNA from Cuscuta epithymum, 2041 nucleotides. NCBI's taxonomy places the organism in Eukaryota, Viridiplantae, Streptophyta, Magnoliopsida, Solanales, Convolvulaceae. The record is from the annotation of a GenBank genome assembly.